AUGGGUUGUGUGACGUCAGAGUUGAUUAUAUCUUUUAGUUGGUCUAGAAAUGGCCAUAAAUUAUUAAGUGCAUCGACAGAUAAUAAUGUUUGUAUAUGGGACAUUUUGUCUGGAGAAUGUGAUCAGAAAUAUAGGUUUCCCUCUCCAAUAUUGAAAGUACAGUUUCAUCCAAGAAAUCUCAAUAAGUUUUUGGUAUGUCCAAUGCGACAUGCUGCUGUCAUGGUUGAUAUUGAAGGAACACAUAGAGUUAUACCACUGGAUGAAGAUAGUGAUUUAAAUAUAGUGGCAUCGUUUGAUCGACGUGGAGAUUAUGUAUAUACAGGAAAUGCACGUGGUAGAGUUUUAGUUCUUGACGCUGAGACAUUAACUGUAAAAGCUUCUUAUAAAAUAACGCAAGGCACUGCUAGCAAUACAGCAGUAAAAAGUAUAGAGUUUGCACGACGAGGCUCUUGUUUUCUAGUUAAUACUGCUGACAGAGUGAUUCGUGUAUAUGAUAGUACUGAAAUAUUAGCAUGUGGCAAAGAUGGUGAACCUGAACCAAUUCAAAAACUGCAAGAUCUUGUAAAUAAAACAAUGUGGAAGAAAUGUUGCUUCUCGGGCGAUGGAGAGUAUGUAUGCGCUGGAUCAGCGAGACAACAUGCGUUGUAUGUGUGGGAGAAAAGCAUUGGAAAUUUGGUGAAAAUUUUACAUGGAACGAAAGGCGAACUUUUACUCGAUGUUGUGUGGCAUCCAGUGAGACCAAUAAUUGCAUCCAUAUCAUCGGGCGUAGUGUCUAUUUGGGCACAAAAUCAGGUAGAGAAUUGGUCUGCGUUUGCACCGGAUUUCAAAGAAUUGGAUGAAAAUGUUGAAUAUGAGGAAAGGGAAAGUGAAUUUGAUUUGAGCGACGAAGAUAAAUCUGUUGUACAAGGGGAAGAGGCUCAGGAUGAAGAAAUAGAAGUUGAUGUUGCGUCAAUUGACAGAGUUGCUGCUUUUUGCAGUUCUGAUGAGGAAACCGAAGAUAUUGGCUCUCUUCAAUUUCUACCUAUAUCUCCGGAUGUAGAAGAUUCGGAGGAUAAUCAAGUGAUACCACACGAACCACCAAUGAAGAAACAUCGUUCACACGAUAUAGAUUUACAAGGAGCACCGAUUGAUGAAACUCAUCCCUUGCUAAGCAAAGGAAAAGAUAAACCAACUACAAAGAAAGGAAGACCAAGAUUAGAACAUAAAAAGGGAAAAUAAUUUAGUAUAUACAUAUAUGAGUGAGAGAGAAAGAGAGAGAGAGAGAAAGAAAA
Messenger RNA from Pogonomyrmex barbatus (red harvester ant), 1271 nucleotides. RefSeq names its product retinoblastoma binding protein 5 (gene Rbbp5). Gene Ontology annotation, molecular function: protein binding. Lineage: Eukaryota; Metazoa; Arthropoda; Insecta; Hymenoptera; Formicidae. The record is from RefSeq and is a predicted model, not a curated record. Gene Ontology annotation, cellular component: Set1C/COMPASS complex.